Molecule: messenger RNA, 739 nt
Organism: Schistocerca serialis cubense
Lineage: Eukaryota; Metazoa; Arthropoda; Insecta; Orthoptera; Acrididae
Exons: 6
Coding region: 1-495 (164 amino acids)
Source: RefSeq, a predicted model, not a curated record
AUGAACCACAAAAACGCUAACUGGACAGAGAAAGAGGAACCAGAUGAGGUCAAUGUUUACUCAUCAAGUGUGAAAAUGAAACAAGACUUGGAUGAGGAUGUGAAUCAAGAGUUUGUUGAAGAUCCGCUAAUGACUGAAAAUCCUAGUCUGAAAAUAAAGCAAGACCCAGACUUGAAACACAAUGUCAGUGGCUCUGGACAUGAUAAUUCUAUGAAUGUGCAUCUCAGCACCAUACUGGAAGCCAAGAGAGAAUGCUACAAACCACUCCCACUGUACACACUGGUGCCCAAGAAGGAGCUGCUUCUUGGCGAUCCAUUGGGAAUCUCUUGGCCCACUGAUUAUAUCAAGGAGGAUCCCAAACUUAAUUCAGAAGUGGAUGAAACCGAGAAUAUUGUUCUACCUGAGCACACAUCACCGUCUGCAUUAACAAAGUCCUCAAAAUUGAUGCCAGGAUUUGCAGUGUUUUACAGAAUAUUCCAUUGUGUGCUGAAAUGAUAACAUUGUCACCAUCUAACUCGUCAACAGUUUUAGGAUCUUUAUGUUUCCAGGCAUUGCAAAAACAGUUCUGUAUGUGUUAUGAUGACUCUGAUUACCAGGAUAUUGAGCUAGCUUUUAUAGCAUACAGUGAAAUCUUGAUUGACACUUCCAUUUUACAGCAACACAAAUUGCAUUCUCCCACAUUGAGAACAAUAACUGCUUCAUUCAAAGGUUGAAGGUGACUUGGUGUACUUGGAGGUAA